This is a messenger RNA of Mauremys mutica (yellowpond turtle), 1187 nucleotides long. RefSeq names its product ER membrane protein complex subunit 8 (gene EMC8). Lineage: Eukaryota; Metazoa; Chordata; Testudines; Geoemydidae. The record is from RefSeq and is a predicted model, not a curated record. Bases 230 to 856 code for a protein of 208 amino acids. The transcript has 5 exons. Gene Ontology annotation, cellular component: EMC complex.
GGAGCGCUUUGCGGCAGCGAGAGCGAGCGCGUCGCGUGCGGAGGGCUGAGGCGGGAGCUGGCAUCUCAGGGGCCGCCCGGAGGAGCCUCACGCGGCCCGGCGGGAAGCCCCAGCGUCCCCUCCCCUCCGCCGCCUAUGGUGCCCCGCACCGCGCCGUGAGGUGAGGUGAGGCGAGGCGAGGCGGGCGGAGCUGGGGGCCGGCCCCCGCGGCGGAGCAGGGCGCCCCAGGAUGAAGCUGACCACCCAGGCCUACUGCAAGAUGCUGCUGCACGGAGCCAAGUACCCGCACUGCGCCGUCAACGGGCUGCUGGUGGCCGAGAAGCAGCCGCCCCCGCCCCGCAAGGACCAGCCGCCCCCCGGGCAGCCGCAGCCCCACACCCUGUUCGUGGACUGCAUCCCCCUCUUCCACGGCACCCUGGCCCUGGCCCCCAUGCUGGAGGUGGCGCUGACGCUGAUUGAUUCUUGGUGCAAAGAGAAUAGUUACGUGAUAGCUGGAUAUUAUCAGGCUAACGAGCGUGUGAAAGAUGCCAGUCCAAACCAGGUCGCUGAAAAGGUAGCCUCCAGGAUUGCAGAGGGCUUUAGUGACCCAGCACUCAUAAUGGUGGAUAACACUAAAUUUACGAUGGAGUGCAGAGAACCUGCCAUUCAUGUGUAUGAGCAUCAUGAAAACAAAUGGAGAUGCAAAGACCCACAUUUUGAUUAUUGUGAAGACUGGUCUGAAGCCCAGAGGAUCGCCACAUCUCUCUUGGACAGCAAAUCCUACGAAACCCUUGUGGAUUUCGAUAAUCACCUAGAUGACAUCCGGAAUGACUGGACAAACCCAGAGAUCAACAAAGCUGUCCUACACCUAUGUUAGGGAGGCUUCCACUGACUGAUUUAUGGGCAUUUCCACUAUGCUGAAGAUACUUUAAAAAAAUAUUUUUGAAUGUAAAUAGAGUUAUCUUCAGUACAUUAUGGGGAACGCCAACAGCAGAUUUAAAAAGAACGGCAUGUCACUUGGAAAAGGUAACGUGCCCAGAAGCAGUCAAAUCUUUUUAAUGAGAAUCUUUAGAAGAAAUACAAACUGUCAGUUAUAGCCAUCCUUGUGGAUUCCUUCCCAAUUGUAGUGAUUGUUGCUAUAACCUUUAAAACCAGAACUACUUCUGCUUGUCCAAAUUAUUCAUAUUAAAAAGUUUUGACUAACCUUU